Molecule: messenger RNA, 456 nt
Organism: Arachis ipaensis
Lineage: Eukaryota; Viridiplantae; Streptophyta; Magnoliopsida; Fabales; Fabaceae
Source: RefSeq, a predicted model, not a curated record
AUGCAUGGUGAAAGCAGGGACAUGUCCAAUAACAAUCGAAGGACACAAUCAAUGAAAAAUAGUAGCUCUGAAGGGCUCGAAGAACAUGGGAGCAAGCCCUAUAACGGGACAUGCUUCUGCCGUCUUCAGGUGGUGGCGUUGAAAUCGAAGACGAGGAGAAACCCAGGGAGAUGGUUUUUCAGGUGUCCUCUGUGGAAGACAAAGAAUACUGGGUGCCAUUAUUUUCAGUGGAUGGACGAAACCAACGAGGAAUCUGUUGAGGUGGAGGAAUCCUCCAAAAAUGGCACACUAGUAUGCAAUGAAUGUGGAGUCUUGAAAGGGAGAUUUACCAGUGUUGAGACUAAGACCAUACACAGAGAUCGAAAGAUGAUGAUGGAGCACAUGAAGAGAGUUGAAUUAUUUCUAUGCAUCAUUCUGUGUGAAAUUGUACUGAGUUUGAUUGUGAGUGUGAUUUAG